UGGAACCAUAGCUACAACCAUGCUUCGAACACUUGCUCUUCUUUGCCUUCUGGCACCCGCUGCCUUGUCGCUUUUCUUUGAUUCGACCCGUCCGGUUGGCUUUAGAUAUAAGUUCGAACUUAACCCUUUAGGGUUUGAAGUAACCAAUUUCCUCAAUGGCCCACGGUCCAACACCAGUGCUGCAUCUAAAGGCUGGGUGAACGUGGAGAGGCCCUACAGCGCUGCAGGAUACGAAGCCCUGCAGCUCUGGUGCCCUGCAAAGGACUAUUCAGUCUGCAUACUUACUGACGAAACUGGUUACACUGCUGGUAUGCAUAUCUCGAUUCCAUACGACAAAUUCACCCCAGCUUUGGAUAUGGCGGAACUUGGUUUCAAAAUCUGGUCACCUGAAGUUGACGGAACUACCAUCAAGUACUACACCAAGGCUCAAUACUUCGUGUCUGCUGAUGCUGCCACCCGUAUAGCCUACGCAAAGCCUGAUAAGGACCUAAUCAGGGCCGAUUACGUAGCUGUAGAAGGUUUUAAUGGUGAGCUGGUGCAAAUCGGCAAAGACUUCAGCAACCUGGACAGUAUCUUCACUAAGCAAGCCUGCAUCCCUUGGAUGGGUCUCCACUACUACUACGACAUGAGCUCAUCCCUGGAAUGCAGUGCUUCCACCAUUUUGACCUGGUUCCCAUUGUACGAAAAGAAAGCGCUUAUUGGAAUGGGCUUCUUGGUUCCUGGUACUCUGACCCUAGCUAAGGGAGACAACGACAACUUUGAACACCCGAAGAAAAGCGAUGUUGAGAUGAUCGUCAACUCAGGUCCUCAGUGCUUGUACGAUAUGGUGGGCGAAAGUGGUGUCAUCACCUUGCAUACUUACUUCAUUGAAACCCCUCGUCAAGUACUUUGUCUGUAAAACAACUUUCAAUUCAAAAGAACACAUUUCAGUCCACUUAAAAUUCAAUUCCACAUGUUUUUUUAAUACAAAUUGUUAUGAAGAAAUCAGAUUACUAAAAUAAUUAAAGCAAGAUCAUAAAAUGUUCA
Molecule: messenger RNA, 1026 nt
Organism: Spodoptera exigua (beet armyworm)
Lineage: Eukaryota; Metazoa; Arthropoda; Insecta; Lepidoptera; Noctuidae
Source: the annotation of a GenBank genome assembly